Molecule: messenger RNA, 1409 nt
Organism: Drosophila persimilis
Lineage: Eukaryota; Metazoa; Arthropoda; Insecta; Diptera; Drosophilidae
Gene: AlkB
Product: nucleic acid dioxygenase ALKBH1
Exons: 4
Coding region: 86-991 (301 amino acids)
Biological process (GO): oxidative RNA demethylation
Cellular component (GO): cytoplasm; nucleus
Molecular function (GO): broad specificity oxidative DNA demethylase activity; ferrous iron binding; oxidative RNA demethylase activity
Source: RefSeq, a predicted model, not a curated record
UACACCAGAUCUAAACAAUGUUAUUGAUUUUGAUUGCUGUAGCAAUGAGGUUACGGUUACAGAACAACGGAUAUUACAAAAUAGUAUGCGUUUCGAACAACAUUCAAAUAUCUCCAUCCAAAACAAUAUUCUGAUGGUUGCUGGGCUAAAACCGCUAAAUGAUUGGCGUUCUUAUACUCUUGAUAAUCAUCCGGGGUUAUUGUUAAUACGAAACCCGUUUACAGAACGAGGUCAGCGUUAUUGGAUUGCUCGCUGUCUGCGAGACUAUCCGAGAACACCAAACAAGGUUAAUUUAAAUGAAAGACUGUUCCCGGAUUCAGCUAGAUCUGACUGGUGGAAAGAGCUUCAUCAAUGUGCCAAUAUCAUUGAGAUGCAACGACUAAAAUUUGCGAUGCGUUGGACAACAUUUGGUUAUCAUCAUAAUUGGGACACCAAGAUUUACGACGAGUCUAUGCGUUCACCAUUUCCAACUGAUCUGAAAAGCAUGUGUAUUUUUUUUUCAUCUAUUUUGGGCUUCAAUAAUUUUAAGCCCGAAGCUGCUAUUGUCAAUUACUACCCAAUUGGCACAAGUUUAUCUGGUCACACAGAUCAUUCUGAACCUAAUCAUUCUGCUCCACUGUUUUCUUUUAGCUUUGGUCAGACAGCAAUAUUUCUCAUCGGUGGAAAAACUAACGAUGAAAUACCAACCGCAUUGUACAUCCACAGUGGUGACGUUUUAAUAAUGUCAGACAAAUCCCGUCUUUGCCAUCAUGCAGUGCCACGUAUUAUCAAAACAAAGGUAUCUUGGACUUCGGAACUGCCAAUUGAAAACAUCGAAACUGAAAUAAUCGGAAAAAACUUAUUGGAUAAUAUCUUGUAUCAGAAAGUGGGCGACUGGAAUUUCUGGAAACCGUUUUCUCGUUAUCUAGAUGAUUCACGAAUUAAUAUUAAUGUACGACAAGUGCUCAAACCAGGCGAUAGUACCCUGUCACAAAAUUAUACUACCUUGUAAUAUAAAUUGAAUAUAAUAAACUUAAACGCUUGCAUAUGCUUCUUACUAUAUCUUAGCAACGCAAACAAGCAAUCAUCUCAGACCACAAAAUGCACAUGACCAACAUCUGUCAAUAAUAAUUGUUGUUAGCUGGGCAUUUCCCACGAGAAUUUGUUUAGAAUUAAACAAUUUACUUUAUUCUCGACGAUUUCGACACGAUUCUAGCCGUGUUUAUGGCUAAAGGUCAAAACAUAUAUGUAUAUGUAUUAGAGUGUCCCUUAUUUUUCAAAAGUAAAAUUUGAGGACGCAUACCGUCUAUUUUUUUUUACUUUUGUAUCCAAAUAGGUAAAAAAAUUGUUUUGGCUUUUUUAAAUUUCAUUAAACCGUGCCGAAUCGUGUUAGACGUUGUGAUUUUAACCACGUAUACAUUUUACAUUUA